AUGGCACAGAGAUAUCUGGCCGCCUCAAUUAGAGCUGAGAAGGUUCAUUCAGAAGGGAAAUACGUUAUUGAUAUCGAUAAGAACAUAUAUGUAACAAAGCUCACACCAUCAACUAGAGUUGCCCUUUGUAAUGACAGCUAUGUGCUUCACUUGGUAUUGCCUAGUAAAGUAGAUCCUUUGGUAAACCUAAUGAAAGUUGAAAAGAUUCUAGAUUCUACAUAUGACAUGAUUGGUGGUCUUGACCAACAAAUCAAAGAGAUAAAGGAGGGAGUUUUGCUGUAUGGGCCACCUGGUACAGGGAAAAUACUGUUAGCUAGAGCAGUGGUUCAUCAUACUGAUUGCACCUUUAUAAGGGUUUCUGGCUCUGAGUUGGUUUAG
Camellia sinensis is the source of this 378-nucleotide messenger RNA. The record is from RefSeq and is a predicted model, not a curated record. Lineage: Eukaryota; Viridiplantae; Streptophyta; Magnoliopsida; Ericales; Theaceae.